Molecule: messenger RNA, 2280 nt
Organism: Fonsecaea erecta
Lineage: Eukaryota; Fungi; Ascomycota; Eurotiomycetes; Chaetothyriales; Herpotrichiellaceae
Exons: 2
Coding region: 1-2280 (759 amino acids)
Molecular function (GO): carboxypeptidase activity
Source: RefSeq, a predicted model, not a curated record
AUGGAUGAGCGCACGCCUCUCAUUACGACGGUCUACGUAACUCGGCGACCGCCUAGAUAUCCACACACGACACUGAAGCGUUUCUGCUCCAUCGCCCUAGCUGGCAGUCUUAUAGCCAUUGCCAUCUGCUUUCUUCUUCCAGGCGCCAUACUACCCCGUGGCCAAGACCCUGUCUCCUCCUAUCUUCCUUGGUCCCGCCCUUUUCCUCGCUCAUGGCCGCAAAGCGCCGGUAUCACCUUCGAAGAACUUGUUGAGCUACUACUAGAGACCCCCGAUGAGGACAAGGCACGUUCAUGGAGUGAGUACUAUACGUCGGGUCCUCAUCUUGCAGGCAAGAAUUUGAGCCAGGCUCUGUGGACAAGAGAGAGAUGGGAAGAGUUUGGCGUCAAGUCGGAUAUUGUCGCCUACGACGUAUUCAUCAAUUAUCCGAGUGAUCAUCGGCUGGCUUUGUUAGACGGGCACAAGGUCAAGUAUGAAUGCAGCUUGGAGGAAGACAUCAUUGAGGAGGAUCCAUCAACUUCAUUGAAAGAUCGCAUACCCACAUUCCAUGGCUACUCCGCCAGUGGCAAUGUUACCGCCCCCUAUGUGUAUGUCAAUUUCGGCACAUACCAAGACUUUGAAGAUCUACAAGCUGCGAAUAUCACCUUGGAAGGCAAGAUAGCCCUGGCCAAGUACGGCCGCAUAUUCCGUGGGCUCAAAGUCAAAAGGGCACAAGAGUUGGGCAUGCUUGGCGUUGUCAUGUACUCUGAUCCGCAGGAGGACGGCGACAUUACCGAGGAGAAUGGAUACAAGACGUACCCAGAUGGACCAGCUAGAAAUCCAAGCAGCGUGCAAAGGGGCAUCGCAGGUACACUCCCCGGUGACCCAACAACGCCUGGUUAUCCCUCCAAACCCGGUGUACCUCGUGUUGAUCCCCAUGGCUCCACUCCUCGCAUCCCCUCGCUCCCCAUCUCUUAUGCCGAUGCCCUCCCUCUCCUUAAAGCUCUGAACGGGCAUGGACCGAACGCAAGUUCGUUUGAAAAGUCCUGGCAGGGCGGAGGUCUGGCUUACAAGGGUGUUGAAUACAACAUCGGCCCGUCACCAGACUCCGUGGUCCUCAACUUGGUGAAUGAGCAGGAAUAUGUUACAACGCCGCUGUGGAACGUUAUCGGUAUAAUCAAUGGCACAGCGCAGGAUGAGGUAAUUGUUGUUGGAAAUCAUCGAGAUGCUUGGAUUGCAGGAGGUGCAGGAGACCCUAAUUCCGGCUCAGCAGCUUUGAACGAAGUUAUUCGGUCCUUCGGAGAAGCGCUCAAGGCUGGAUGGAAGCCGCUCCGAACAAUUGUCUUUGCGAGCUGGGACGGCGAAGAGUAUGGUCUCAUUGGAUCGACGGAGUGGGUUGAGGAAUACCUUCCGUGGCUUUCCAGCAGCACAGUCGCCUAUCUCAAUGUCGAUGUGGGCGCACGCGGAACGCACUUCGAAGCUGCUGCGUCUCCAUUGUUGAACAAGGUCUUGUACGCGGUAACCAAUUCGGUGCCUUCACCAAACCAGACCACUAAAGGGCAGUCAGUCGGCGAUGUGUGGGAAGGUCAUAUACGCACAAUGGGAUCCGGCAGUGACUUCACGGCUUUCCAGGACUUUGCCGGCAUCCCUUCGCUUGAUUUUGGGUUUGGAAAUGGAGCGAAAGACGCCGUCUACCACUAUCACUCAAACUAUGAUUCUUUCCAUUGGAUGGACGUUUAUGGAGACAAUGGAUGGCACUACCAUGUGACUGUGGCCAAGAUAUUAGCGUUGAUCAUCGCGCAGUUGAGCGAGACUCCUGUCUUGUUCUUGAGCGCGCAAGACUAUGCCAAAGGUCUCGGUGUCUAUUUAGACGACGUCAAAGCGAGAUCCAAAACGCACUUGGCAGGGUCGAGCUUCAGCUUCCAGGCACUUGACAAUGCUACAGCGGAAUUCUGCAAGGCUGCCACGAAAUUCGAUGAAUAUACCGCUGACUUGACCAAAAAGCUCGCGGAGGACGUGCCAUGGUGGGAUUGGUGGAAGAAAGUGAGGCUUUUCUACGAAGUGCGCAAUGCAAACGAGAAGUACAAAACAUUGGAGCGUCAGUUUCUUUUCCCUGGCGGCCUAGACAACAGGUCUUGGUUCAAGCACGUUGUCUUUGCCCCUGGCCGGUGGACUGGUUACGCGGGAGCUACCUAUCCAGGCCUUGUUGAGAGUUUCGAAGACAAGAACAUGACAAAUGCCAGGAGAUGGAGUUUGAUCAUCGAAGAAAGGCUAGAAGCGGCCGCAAAGCUUUUGGGAUAG